Messenger RNA from Clonostachys byssicola, 423 nucleotides. NCBI's taxonomy places the organism in Eukaryota, Fungi, Ascomycota, Sordariomycetes, Hypocreales, Bionectriaceae. The record is from the annotation of a GenBank genome assembly.
AUGGGGAGAUUCAAAGGCCGCAGCGCAGUUGCUUGUACUCCAUGUGGAAGAUGUGCAACUCGCAACCAGGAAUGCAUUUAUCCCGAUAAAAAGACCUACGUGACUGUCCCCGAGACCUACUUAAGGAAAUUGGAGAGCGCAGUUGCCAGCUCUCACACAUCUCCGUCUCUUGCCACUGGUUAUAACAAUGCAAGAUCUGAGUACUCGGCCAGCUCCCAAAGUCCUCAGGAUCCAGGCCCCGAGUCUGAGAACAGGGUAGCGGCCAGGGCUGCCAUACUGGACGAUGGCAGUAACGAACGUUUCGUGCAUGACCUCAGGCAGUUGACCAUACCAGAGAGCCCGGGCAGACUACGAGAAUCGAGCGGAUACACAUAUGUGGCCCUGAAGUUUGACUUUCUAGAACUUGAGCCUGAUGAUAAUUAG